AUGGGGCAUCUUCCAGCCGAUCGAGUCCAGCAAACUUACCCGUUCGAAGUGACAGGAGUGGAUUAUUGUGGACCUGUCCUUAUAACUCAACGAAUUCGCGGCCGUUCACCAAUUAAGUCUUAUAUUGCAGUAUUUAUUUGUUUUGUAACUAAGGCAGUACACUUAGAAGUUGUACCCAAUUUGUCCACACAAGCAUUUAUAAGUACCUUAAAGAGAUUUAUUGCUCGACGGGGGAAAAGUCGCAAAAUAGUGUCCAACAAUGCUACCAAUUUUGUGGGUGCCAAUCGAGAACUACGCCAGCUUUUGUCCGCUUUCGUUACCAAGGAACAUGUAGAAGAGGUUCAACGUACAUGCCUGGAGAAUGAAAUCGAGUGGCAGUUCAUACCUCCCAGGUCUCCACACUUUGGUGGACUCUGGGAGAGUGCAGUCAAAUUAGCAAAGUACUUUCUUCGUCGUGCCAUCGGAACCACCACCCUAACGUUGGAUGAGCUUCAAACUGUUUGUUGUCAAUCCGAGGCAAUAAUCAACAGCCGUCCACUUACACCGAUGUCGACAGAUGCUAAUGACAUGCGCCCAUUAACACCGGCUCAUUUUUUAAUAGGACGGCCUCUGACAACAAUUCCAGACUCGAACUCUUUGGGCCGUAAUGAUAACUUACUGAAGCGCUACCAAAUAGUCCAGCAAAUACACCAAAGUUUUUGGGAAAGAUGGCACUGCGAGUACCUUAAAAAUUUACAACAGCGAACAAAAUGGAAAACGGAAUCUCAAAAUUUACAAACGAAUGACAUGGUCUUAAUAAAGGAGGAAAAUACACCUCCACUCAAGUGGACAACAGGUCGCAUCACUGAAGUCAAGCCUGGCGACGAUGGUCGUGUUCGUGUAGUGGUAGUAAAAACCAGAAAUGGUCUACAAACACGAGCAAUAUCAAAGAUUUGCAAACUACCAGUAUAA
This is a messenger RNA of Anastrepha obliqua, 951 nucleotides long. RefSeq lists its product as uncharacterized. The record is from RefSeq and is a predicted model, not a curated record. Lineage: Eukaryota; Metazoa; Arthropoda; Insecta; Diptera; Tephritidae. Gene Ontology annotation, biological process: DNA integration. Gene Ontology annotation, molecular function: nucleic acid binding. The transcript has a single exon. The coding region runs from base 1 to 951 and encodes 316 amino acids.